AUGGAACCUAAAAACUAUGCGACUUUACGCUCUUUGCUAAAAAAAGAACAAGGGGAAAAAAUCGCCUCAAAUGUUUUUAAAUUGGAGAAUGUUCAAUCCAUCAAAAAAUAUUUAGAUCAGCAAAGAAUCAUUUACGAAACUUAUCAGCCUGAAACUAAUUCUCAAACAAAAAGAGCAAACGACAAAUUAAGAGAACAGUUAAUUGCGGGCUAUAAAGCCAGUGCAAAAAGUAAAAGAUUAGCCCAAGAAGAUGAAAUUUGGGAAGAGGCCAUUAUAGAUUUUAACCGCAAAAGAGAGAAGGAAAUUUUUAAAAUCCGCCCAGCUAUGGUAAUUAGCGGCAAUCUCCAAAAUGAGUAUGAUAAGCAAAUGUUGAUGGCUCCCAUUAGUGCAGAGGAAGAAUUAACUGCAGAAGAAAUUAAACUAUUUUCAGUGCUAGCCAUACCUAUUUCUCCCACACCUGAAACUGGAAGAGUUAGUCCGCAAUUAAUAUCGCAAGUAAAAAGCACUUUAAAAAAAGUUUUGGAACCUAGUGAAGGAAGUUUUUUAUCUAAUUUACUGGAUAAGUUUAAAUUCUUGUUGGGAGUUUGUAUUUGGGCUAGUUUGGGAGUUUUAGUAGGAGGUUUAUUAUUGGUUUUGUUUAAGAAUAAAGGGCAACUAAUAAUAGAUAAUACCCCUGAAUUCUUAGAAUUUUGUAAAAAAAGCAACGGUUUGGUUUUUUUUGGUCCCAUAGGAAGUGGGAAAACAGCAAUAUUGGCUAUGUUGGCUAAUGAAUUACCUGGGGAGAAUAAAUAUGCUACUUUUCCUUGUCAACUUCCUUGGGCGGAGAAGGCACAGUUGGAUUUUUCUUAUGCUCCUAGUCAAAAGUUAGGGGUGACUGAAACUAUUUUUUUGGAUGAGAUUAACUUGUUAUUUAAGGGGAAUAUAGUGCAGGAUGUUAGAGAAAGACAAAGAUUUUUAAUGCAUUUUAUUGCUUUAAGUAGACAUCAAGGCACCCGCCUAUUCGUUAACGCCCAACGCUUAGGUCAGGUAAGUAUUGAACAACGAGAAGUAACCACCGAAGCAGCCGCUUGGACGAAUAGUAAAACGGAACAGGGAUUUGUGAUUUUUGUGGGGAAGAAAUAUUUGGAUAGUUAUAAUUCAUAUUGGUUGAAAUCUUUGAAAUAUUUACGGCCAAAGCAAGGUUUCUUUCAGGCUAACCCUAACGUUCGUCAAAAAGCAUUUGAUGAUUUAAACUUAAAAGGAACUAAGCAGGCCUAUUUUACUUCUUAUUCUAACAGCCAACAACAAGAAGUAAAGGAAUUACAAAGCAAAGGAAUAUUAGGAAAAUAUAACCUUAAUGAAAAAGAUCAGUUAAUUAGUAAUUUAGAAAAUUCUAACGAAUUGGGAGAUUUUACUAAUCCCACUUAUAAUCAUAAAAAAAGGGCUAGAACAGAAAAUUAUAAGAAUACAAUUAAUCCUAACCAAGUUCAGGAAGUUCAAGAGGCUUAUCAACAAGCACAAGCAAGCAAUAUGGCAAAUGAAACAAAGACAGAAAAUCAAUAUUUAGAAGAAUACAAUAAUCUACCACUAGGAGCAAUAAUAGAAAUGGAAAAUUAUGCCGGUUGGUGUCCAACUGAAGUAAAACAAAAGUUAUUAGGCAAAGUGCAGAAUGGCAAUGGGAGAAGUCACAUAGAAAAUGAAAUUCCAAGAAGAAUAAAGUUAUGGAGGGACAAGAGAGAAGUAGAGGGCGAUAAUUGGCUUGGUGUAGAAUUUGAAGAAGAAAUUACCUAUGCGAAUAAUAGGAAAGAUAAUAAACUUUUUGUUUUUAAAAAUACUUUUUACUGGGAUAGCGAUAAUGAGGCAACUGCCCAUCAAAAUGCUGAUGUGUUUUAUUUCUUUAUUCAUCAUCUUACUAAAAAAGUUGAAAUACCAUUUAGACGGUUUUACAAUAAUAAAAAUGAUAAAGAAUCGUUCUUUUGCUUAAGCGAUAAAAGAAUCAAUGUUGUAGAAAACGAGGAACUAAACAAAAGACUUGAGGGAAAAAUUGCAAUUGAGGAAAGUAACCAGCCAAGCGUAACCAAUUAUCAAGCAAUAUACCCAAAUAUAGAUAUUGAUUGGAAAGAUAGUCGAGGUAGUCAACCAUCAAUAUUGCCUCUUAGGCUUAUUAAUAUUCAAAAAAAAGAAAUAGAAAAUGUAAUACCUUCUCCUUCAUCCUUUGAAGAGUACAAAAAUUACGCCAUUUUAUCUUAUUCCAUAGUGGAAAUAAAUCAAGAAAUGCCUAAAAUGCGCCGUUAUUAUGGCAAUUCUACCUUAACUUUGGUAGCAAUUCAAACAGAACUUAAAAAAGAAAGCAAAAAAACCCAGGGGGCAAUUGGCAACCAACCAGAAAAUACUGAAGAAGAACUUAAAGGUUUUGAAGAAUUUCGUCAAAAAUACCCCUAUGAAGAGGAAAAGAAGUUAGGAGAAAGUGCGGUAUCACUUAGUUUAACGCAGUCACUUAUCGCGAUGAAAGGAUUAUUACCUUAUGGUAAUCAAGUGAAAGUUGAUAUUAGUAAAUCUCCAGAAGAAGCCUUACUAGAGAUUAUGAAAAUUGCUGUUCAGAAUGCAGAAAAAAAUCUGGAUGUUUUUUGUGCUCCGGGUACUGCUAAAUUUACCGAAGAUGGUGUUAUGAUAAUGAAGAGAGCCAUAGAAUAUCCUAUAACCAAAGUUGGUGGUAUUGUUCCUUAUGAAAGAAUUGAAGAAUCUAGCAAGUUCUUCUAUAGACUAAACAAAAACAAUGAAAUAGAGAAAGAUUCUUUUUCUAAAAGAAAGGUUACAGUAAAUAAUAACAUAGAAAUAAUCUUAGAAGGAACAAAGGAAACUCUAGGGGAGCCAGAGAAAGAAGGAAAAAUAGAUCAAUGCAAAUUGAUAAAAAAAACUGCUCGAGGGUACCGUAGAAUAGGCUUAGUUAAGUUGGAAGAAAGUGGUAAUGAGUUGGAAAGGAAAGUUGACAGCCAGUUAGAAAAUCAAUUUGAAGCACAUAUAGAAGUAGUGGAUAAGAAAAUAUCUUCCAAAUUAGGAAAAAACUUAGAAGGUCAUUUAGACUUAAAAGAUUUCACUAAUUUAGAAAAACUGGAUUGUUGCUUUAAUCAACUCACCAGUUUAGACUUAACCGGUUUAAAAAAUUUAAAAGUUCUUUAUGCCAAUGAUAAUCUCUUGACUAACUUAGAUUAUUCCUCCUUAGACCCACAAAAAUUAACCGGACUAAUCAUCGACAAUAAUAAUCUUCCGGAACAGGAUAUAGAAGUCUUUAAAGAGUUUACCAAUUUAGAAGACUUGCGUAUUGGCAGUGAUGAUAAAGAAAAAAUAGACCAAGGUGUUUACAAUCGUUUUAUUGGUUCUCUCGAAUCUUUAAAAAAUCUAAUUAGGCUAAGUGAUUUAGGAAUUAGCAACACUGAUAUAGAUAGUGGUGUUAAUUGCCUGCCAACUAGUGUCACCAAGAUUCGCUAUUCCACUUCUCAAAGGCCAGAAAACAAGUUAAAAGAAAUAACUGAGGAACUAAAUUCUUUCCUUAACCGGGAAACCAAUGAGAAUUGA
This is a messenger RNA of Racocetra persica, 3555 nucleotides long. The record is from the annotation of a GenBank genome assembly. NCBI's taxonomy places the organism in Eukaryota, Fungi, Glomeromycota, Glomeromycetes, Diversisporales, Gigasporaceae.